GAAGGAAUGCAAGUUUGUUCACAACUUCUACUCGGACCACAAUCUCUUUGUUCUAAAACAAUAUGGACUUCAGCGUUUUAACAGUGAUGAACUUCGCCAGCUUCUGCUUCAAAAUGACCCUUCCCUCUUACCAGAGGUCUGCUCGCAUUAUAACAAAGGGGAUGGACCUUAUGGAUCUUGUACCUAUAAAAAGAUCUGCACCAAACUCCAUAUUUGCCAGUACUUUUUGCGGGGACAGUGCAAAUUUGGCAGCAGCUGCAAGCGAUCCCAUGACUUAUUAAAGUCAGAAUGUUAUGACAAACUGGAGAGACAGGGAAUGAGCUCAAACAUAAUUCAGAAACUACCCUCCAUUUAUAGGAAUAUGUAUGACAUAAACAAUGGCAACAGGAACGUGUGUGACAUACAAGAUGCCAGGUCUUCACCAGGCAAAGAGAGAAAACACAGCUCUAGCGAAGUAUCCUCAACUACAAAUGAUGAUGAUUUGGAACAGAUCUGUUUAUAUCAUCUGUACAGAAGUUGUGGCUUUAAAGACAAGUGUAUCAGAACUCAUUUUCACUUGCCAUAUAGAUGGCAGAUCUCUGAUGGUAAUACCUGGAAGGACUUGAAGAAUAUGGAAGAAAUAGAAAAAGCAUAUUGUGACCCCAGUAAUGCCAGAUUUAAUAAUGAUGAUACUGAAAGUGGCUCUGUCUUGUCAUGUAUCUGCUUUGUGAAUAUGUGCUGUGGGUUUGCAAAGGUUAGACGUCUUUCUACAGCCUCCUCUGUGACCAAACCCCCUCACUUCAUUCUUACAACAGAAUGGAUCUGGUACUGGAAAGAUGAAUAUGGCCUGUGGCAGGAGUAUGGAAAAAAAGAUGAUAAUCAUGCAGCUGCCACUGUCACUAGCGAUGACCUGGAGAAAGCUUAUAUAGCCAAAGGUUCUCCAAAGCUGAACUUCCAGGCUGGAAGACAUGAAUAUGAACUCAAUUUUGGAGCCAUGAUUCAGAAAAACAUUCGCUACAAAACAGAGAGAGAGAUUUGCAGAAGACCUAAAUUUGUCUCUCAGACAGAGGUAGAAGAGACAAGAGCAAGUGCCUUUAAACAUACAGAAGAGUUUAAGCACAUUCCGGCUCACUGGGACAAAUCUGCCUUGCCUGAACUGGGAUUCAAGCUGAUUGAGCUUGACGGGUCUUCUGAAGAAUACAAGAAAGUCAAGGUGGGCUUUCAACGCACAAUGCCCAAAACAGUUAUUAAAAGGAUUUGUAGAGUUCAGAACCCAUCUCUCUGGGUACUGUAUCAAUGGCAGAAGGAACAAAUGCAGAAGAGCAAUGGUGGAAAGGCUGUGGAUGAGCGAUUUUUAUUUCAUGGGACCAGUAAUAAAUACAUUGAUGCCAUCUGUCAUCAAAACUUCGACUGGAGGAUCUGUGGCCUUCAUGGGACGGUGUACGGCAAAGGAAGCUAUUUUGCAAGGGAUGCAUCUUAUUCUGACAACUACUGCAGGGAAGACUCAUACACUAAGACCAUGUUUCUGGCACGGGUGCUGGUGGGAGAGUUCACUCUUGGCAAUUCUUCUUAUGUUCGGCCUCCCUUGAAGGACAACCAAAACUUCUACGACAGUUGUGUGAAUAGCUUUUCAAAUCCUUCUAUCUUUGUCAUCUUUGAGAAACAUCAGAUUUAUCCAGAGUAUCUCAUAGAAUACACUGACCAGGCAUUGGCAAAAAUGCUAUAGCAGCAAAACCUGUCAUCAUUACGUUUAGCUGGUAUAAACAUUUUUUUUAGUAUUG
Balearica regulorum gibbericeps (East African grey crowned-crane) is the source of this 1760-nucleotide messenger RNA. The record is from RefSeq and is a predicted model, not a curated record. Lineage: Eukaryota; Metazoa; Chordata; Aves; Gruiformes; Gruidae.